AUGGGUAAUAAUUCAGCAUCAUCUACAACAAGUAAUACUAUGUCAACUCCAAGCCAAGCCCAAAUUGAUGCUCAAGUUACUGCCUAUCUUGAACGUGCUAAAGAAGACUUUGAUGUCAAAUUUUCACAGCCGGCGAAACAAACAACUAAAUUAGAUGAUUUUAAAUUACAACGCACUGUUGGCACAGGCUCAUUUGGUCGUGUUAUGAUUGUUCAACGUGGUAAUCAAUCAUUAGCAUUAAAAGUUAUGGAAAAACAAACAAUUGUUAAAUUAAAACAAAUUGAACAUACGUUAUCUGAAAAAAAAAUUUUACAAGCAAUUAAAUUUCCAUUUCUUGUUAAUUUAAUUCAUUCGUUCAAGGAUAAUUCACAUCUUUAUAUAGCAUUAGAAUUUGCUAGUGGUGGAGAAAUGUUUACACAUCUUCGAAGUGUAGGUAAAUAUUCAGAAGAUCAAACACGUUUUUAUGCAGCUCAAGUAACAUUAGCUUUUGAAUACUUACAUUAUUUAAGUAUUCUUUAUAGAGAUUUAAAACCAGAAAAUAUACUUUUUUCAGCUGAUGGAUAUUUAAAAAUUACUGAUUUUGGUUUUGCUAAAGUCGUUCGAGAUCGAACAUAUACAUUAUGUGGUACACCAGAGUAUAUUGCUCCGGAAAUAAUUCUAUCACGUGGUUAUAAUAAAAGUGUUGAUUAUUGGGCGUUAGGUGUAUUAAUGUAUGAAAUGGCUGCAGGUUUUCCACCAUUUUAUGCUGAUCAACCAAUACAAAUUUAUGAAAAAAUUGUUCAAGGAAAAUUUAAAUUUCCAUCACAUUUUUCAAGUGAACUUAAAGAUUUAGUUCGUAAUUUACUUCAAACAGAUUUAACAAAACGUUAUGGAAAUUUAAGAAAUGGUACAAAAGACAUUAAAUAUCAUAAAUGGUUUUCAACAAUGAAUUGGAUUGCUUUAUUUGAAAAACGUAUUAAACCAUCACAUGUACCUAAACCUGACAAAGAUCAUUUUGAAAAAUAUGAUGAAAAACCUAUGACACAUUCUACCGUAGAACUUUAUCCAGCUGAAUUUGACAGUUUUUAA
Molecule: messenger RNA, 1068 nt
Organism: Rotaria sp. Silwood2
Lineage: Eukaryota; Metazoa; Rotifera; Eurotatoria; Philodinida; Philodinidae
Source: the annotation of a GenBank genome assembly